AUGGGAGCAUCGAGCACCAAAGUCAACGACAACCGCAAGCAUAGUCUCAACUACAACAGCAAUAUUGUAAUACAUAUGCACAGCCACCACGCCAUUAAUAGUACAGAAACUUUUAGCCAAAAUAGUGAUCUAGAAGUACAUGAGCGUUCCCACAGAAAUAAGACCUUCUAUCUCUGCUCCACAUGUGCAGAAACUUUUAGCAAAAAGUGCGAUCUGGAGAUACAUGAGCGUUCCCACAGAAAUAAGGACUUCUACUUCUGCUCCACAUGUACAGAAACUUUUAGCCAAAAAUGCGAUCUAGAAAUACAUGAGUGUUCCCACAUAUAUGAGAAUUCAUAUAUUUGCCCCACGUGUGCAGAAACUUUUAGCCAAAAGUGCGAUCUGGAGAUACAUGAGCGUUCCCACAGAAAUAAGGACUUCUACUUCUGCUCCACAUGUGCAGAAACUUUUAGCCAAAAGUGCGAUCUAGAAAUACAUGAGUGUUCCCACAUAUAUGAGAAUUCAUAUAUUUGCCCCACGUGUGCAGAAACUUUUAGCCAAAAAUGCGAUCUGGAGAUACAUGAGCGUUCCCACAUAAAUGAGGACUACUACCGCUGCUCCACAUGUGCAGAAACUUUUAGCCAAAAGUUCGAUCUGAAGAUAUAUAAUAAUUGCUCGCACAUAAAAGAGAAAAUAAAUCUGGAAACUACGUUUGAGAAAAAGAACGAGAACUACACCCAAUGCGAUUCCUGUGAACUAAUUUUUCACGAGAAAAAAGAAGCUCUGCACAUAAGUAAGUAUCACUCAUAUCGUCUCCUAUGCACAAAAACGUAUGGUCAAUUAAACAAACUUGGCGAGAACAUGGGAUCCCAACACAACUAUCCUUGUCAUUUAUGUCAGCAAACUUACUCCUCAUCUACUAUUCUCGCGAGACAUAUGUUACAGGUUCAUAGUCAAAAGAAUGAUCUAGAGAUACAUGAGCCCUCUCACAUAAAAGAGAAAACAUACUUGGAAACUACGUUUGAGAAAAAGAACGAGUCCAUGAAACACGAGCAUGCACAUUUGAUUGUAAAGCUCCACGACUGUAUGAAAAAUUCACCAGCUGAUAAAAAAAAAACUGUAGCACAGUCGGAUCAUAUUCACAAGAACAAGGAGCUCUUCCACUGUACCACUUGCUCAAAAAACUUCAAAGAUGGAGACCAACUUGCACAUCACAUGAUUACCCACAUGGUCACAAAACCUUACGACCAGAUCAGUGAACUAGCGAGACAUAGUAACUCUUACACGAGCGACAAUUCCUGUCUUGGUGCGAAAACCUUUUGCCAAAAGAGUGAUCUGAAAAAAAACAAACCUACCGAUAUAGAGAAGAAACUCUAUCCCUGUGGUUUUUGCCCAAAAAGAUUUAGUCAAAUCGACAGUUAUGCGAUAGUGGCGGCUAAAGUGAUACUCAAAUAUUAUUGUUAUCUGAUUGGUCUCUUUGGAAUGAACCAACCUAAAAUUAUUUAUAGUUCAUUACUGCCCAACGGUUUACUACUGGACAACUUUUUGGCAAAAUCGAUAGCCCAUCAUUAA
Messenger RNA from Copidosoma floridanum, 1551 nucleotides. RefSeq lists its product as uncharacterized. Gene Ontology annotation, cellular component: nucleus. NCBI's taxonomy places the organism in Eukaryota, Metazoa, Arthropoda, Insecta, Hymenoptera, Encyrtidae. Gene Ontology annotation, molecular function: RNA polymerase II cis-regulatory region sequence-specific DNA binding; DNA-binding transcription activator activity, RNA polymerase II-specific. The record is from RefSeq and is a predicted model, not a curated record. Gene Ontology annotation, biological process: regulation of transcription by RNA polymerase II.